AUGCUUGUUCUCCGUUCUCCAUUCUCUGAUUCCACUACUCUUGACCAUAUUCUUGACGAACUCACUGGAUCGGUCCAUGUUCCUUAUUGGAGAGGUGCUGAUCAUAAUUCUUUCAACUUUUCCGAUAACAUUGGGGAGAUCGUCAACAAUGAUACCAAAUUCUCCGUUCAAGUCGACGUCUCUCACUUUAAACCAGAAGAUCUCAAAAUCCAAUUGGAUGGCAGAGAGCUGAAAAUCGAAGGAACGCAGGAGUCGAAAUCAGAGCAUGGAUACUCAAAGAGAUCGUUCUCUAAAAUGAUUCUUCUUCCUGAAGAUGCUGAUCUCACUUCUGUCCAAUCUGCUAUUUCAAACGAUGGAAAGCUGCAGAUCGAGGCACCAAAAAAGGCCAAUACUUCUCGCUCCAUUCCUAUCAAUUUUGUUGCUAAACAUUGA
Caenorhabditis briggsae is the source of this 432-nucleotide messenger RNA. The transcript has 2 exons. The coding region runs from base 1 to 432 and encodes 143 amino acids. Gene Ontology annotation, molecular function: protein folding chaperone. The record is from RefSeq and is a predicted model, not a curated record. Gene Ontology annotation, biological process: IRE1-mediated unfolded protein response; response to heat; protein refolding. NCBI's taxonomy places the organism in Eukaryota, Metazoa, Nematoda, Chromadorea, Rhabditida, Rhabditidae.